This is a messenger RNA of Fusarium falciforme, 1584 nucleotides long. RefSeq lists its product as hypothetical. The transcript is spliced from 2 exons. Gene Ontology annotation, biological process: amino acid metabolic process. Gene Ontology annotation, molecular function: pyridoxal phosphate binding; carboxy-lyase activity. The record is from RefSeq and is a predicted model, not a curated record. Lineage: Eukaryota; Fungi; Ascomycota; Sordariomycetes; Hypocreales; Nectriaceae. The coding region runs from base 1 to 1584 and encodes 527 amino acids.
AUGGAUGCUCAAGAGUUUCGACAGGUGGCCAAGGCGGCCAUCGAUGAGAUCGUCGACUGGGAUGAAAAUGUCGCCUCUCAUCGCGUCGUCUCCGACGUGAAGCCCGGAUACCUCCGGCCUCUUCUCCCCUCUGCGCCGCCUCAGGAUCCUGAGCCGUGGUCCGAUAUCCAUCACGACAUCGAGACCAAGAUAUUUCCCGGCAUCACUCACUGGGCCAGUCCUCGCUUCAUGGCCUUUUUUCCCUGCUCUAGCAGUUACCCGGCCGCUCUCGCUGAGCUCUACUCCAAUGCCUUCAAUGGCGCCCAUUUCAACUGGAUCUGUAGUCCGGCUGUUACUGAACUUGAGACUGUUGUCAUGGAUUGGCUCGCUCAGGCUCUUGGCCUUCCCGAGUGUUUCUUGAGUGGAGGAUCUACCCAUGGCGGAGGCGUCAUCCACGGAAGCGCCAGUGAGGCUAUCCUCACAAACAUGGUGGCCGCCCGUGAAAAGUACCUCGCCGCUGUUACUGCUCACCUCCCUGACGACACGGACGAGAAGGAGGAGGCUCUGUGGGAGUUCAGGAGCAAGCUUGUUGCUGUUGGAAGCUCGGGUACUCACUCGAGCACCAAGAAGGCUGCUCAGAUUCUCGGCGUCCGCUUCGCUACUGUUCCCGUCUUUGAGGAAGAUGGCUUCUCCAUGACCCGCGUCGCUCUCGAGACUACCAUUUCUGACCUCCGCGCUCUGGGCCUGCAUCCCUUCUACAUCACCACAACCCUUGGCUCUACCGAUGUAUGCGCCGUCGACGACUUUGAGGCUGUCGUCGAGGCUCUCAAGCCCACCUUUGACACCCCCAACGAGAUCUGGGUCCACGUCGACGCCGCCUACGCAGGAACCGCCCUCCUCCUCGAUGAGAACAAGCACCUCGCCAAGACCUUCUCAUCCUUCCACUCAUUCAGCUUCAACCCGCACAAGUGGAUGCUCACCACCUUUGACUGCUCCGCCGUCUGGGUCCGCCGCCGCGCCUGGUUCAUCCAGGCCCUGAGCAUCAAGCCGCCCUACCUGCGCAACCAGUUCAGCGACGACGAGCUCGUCACUGACUACCGUGACUGGCAGAUCCCCCUUGGUCGUCGAUUCCGCUCCCUCAAGCUGUGGUUUGUGCUCCGAAGUUUUGGCGUCAAGGGGCUUCAGGCUCAUGUUCGUCAUGGCAUCGAGCUGGGAGAAUCUCUGCAGGCCAAGAUCGAGUCUCGACCUGAUCUCUUUACUGUCUUCACAAAGGCACGGUUUGGACUGGUCACCCUUCGUGUCAACGGCUCUACUGAAGAGGAGAUCAACGAGCGCACCGAGGCCGUAUACGAGAAAAUCAACGCGGACGGCGAGUUCUUCCUCACAGCGACAGUCAUCAACCGCAAGUUCGCCAUCCGCGUGUGCACAGGCGUGGCAAAGGUUGAAGAGGAGCACGUCCAGCGGGUGUUUGAGGUUCUGGUCGAGCAGGCAGAAAGCCGGGUGCUUAAGAAGCCCGUGACCAACGGAACGGCGGAUGUCCAGAUUGUCAACAAGACCGAGACUCCUCUGGUCAAUGGGGCCAAGGCUCAGGCGACCAAGGCGUAG